Molecule: messenger RNA, 1144 nt
Organism: Limulus polyphemus (Atlantic horseshoe crab)
Lineage: Eukaryota; Metazoa; Arthropoda; Merostomata; Xiphosura; Limulidae
Product: Ca(2+)/calmodulin-responsive adenylate cyclase-like
Exons: 3
Coding region: 389-1054 (221 amino acids)
Biological process (GO): cAMP biosynthetic process; adenylate cyclase-activating G protein-coupled receptor signaling pathway
Molecular function (GO): adenylate cyclase activity
Source: RefSeq, a predicted model, not a curated record
ACGAGUUUUAUAGCUGUAAAAAUAAUAACAUAAAAUAGAGGAACUGGAAACAUACUUUCGACUACAAUGUUUUGGAACCAGAUUGAAACGGUAAGACAACAAUGACUGAGAGGAACACUGUGAAAUUUCGGUAGUUCGUUAUACCAGGAUAGACACACAUACACACAAAGGAAUUGGCGAGCGUUUAGUUGUGUACUAUUGUAUAAAUGUGUGGUGCUCGUAAACUUAAAAAGUUAGAAGAAAUAGUUAAAGUUAGCAAGAAAGGUCAUGCCCAGGGAGAAUGGUACCUAUAAGACCAUUUUUAUUAGGAGGUAACGCAAAAGUGGAGUUCGCACUCGAUUGAAGUUCAGAAAAAAAAGAAACACCUAAGUUAUUACAUCAGCCCAAAAUGGAUCAUUCCGUGAAGGCAAUGAACUCGCACAGAAAGGUAGCGUUUUCUCGGCUGUUGAAUGGAAGAAGAUUCGAGAAUAACGAGCUCGAGACUCUGUAUCAGCGAUAUAUCUUCAGAAUGCAGCAGUCUUCUAUUGUUAGUGUGUUGGCAUUAUUUAUUCUCCUAAGUGCCGUGCUUACAGUAUUGAAUUUCUUUUUUAUUCAAACACCCACCGUUGCGAACCUGUAUUUCUUAUUACACUGCAUUAGCUUCAUUGGCCUGUUGAUAUUUGCAUACACGAAGCUUUUGAAAGAUGCUCACUUGUUGGCACUUUGUUACGUCAUAUUGUUUUUCCUCGUGACUCUCUGUAUUAUUACCCUUCCCGUGGACAUUGGUUUUCACGGUACAUGGGGAGGACAUCCAAGUGCUGCCGACGGUGUCUGGGAGAUUGUGUUUGUGGUGUUUUUGGCCUAUACUAUGCUUCCGAUAAAGACUCGGUUGGCUCUGAGUAUAGGAAUUUUGCUGCCUGGAACGCAUCUCGGAGUAAGCGCAGUAUUAGUUGGAGAGUUUUUAGGACUCCAAUGGCAACAGUGUUGCUUCCUGAACAAUAAUAGACUUAUCAACUUGGUUAAAAGUGCCCAUUCGCAAAAGAUACAAAAACAUUAUAACUUUGCAACUUUAUGACAGUGAUAAACCAAUCUUCUGCAUUGAAGAUGAAAAACACUGCUAAUGAUGAUCAUGAGCAGUAGUGAAAUGUUUCAUUGAAAACGUCGA